Messenger RNA from Trypanosoma grayi, 1761 nucleotides. RefSeq names its product putative DNA polymerase delta subunit 2. Gene Ontology annotation, cellular component: delta DNA polymerase complex. Bases 1 to 1761 code for a protein of 586 amino acids. Gene Ontology annotation, molecular function: DNA binding. Gene Ontology annotation, biological process: DNA replication; DNA strand elongation involved in DNA replication. The transcript has a single exon. The record is from RefSeq and is a predicted model, not a curated record. Lineage: Eukaryota; Euglenozoa; Kinetoplastea; Trypanosomatida; Trypanosomatidae.
AUGACAAGUGUGUCCCGUGGGGAGGAGGACAAGGCACCGCAGCAACGUGCUGCGUUACCAAUAGAGCGCACCCACCAGAGGUUUCUUCUUCGUCAGCUACAGUUCACGCAGCAGUACGCUGCCAUGUACCGUUGUAGAAUGGAAGCACUGCAGCCGCGCGCACUUCGGGCAGUCCGGGCGAGAGUCACUGCUUCUACUGCCGGCAAUCAAAAUGGUGCAACUGCCAAUGACUCUGCGCCACCAUUCUCGCGCGUCUUGGAGCUUGCACCGGGGCAACGUGCACUCUGCGUCGGCGUGCUGUAUAAGCAUAUGCGUUUGCUCCCCCGAUUUCUGGAUGAGUACCAGAAGGAGCUGGUCCGCAUCGAUGCUGGCGAAGACGACGAGGACGAUCAAGUUGGGGGUGUGGCGAGUAUCGCUUGCGAUGCCCCGCUAUCCGUGGGUGAUGGCGAUGCAUUUACCUCCAACGAGGAAGGUGGUGAGGGCGGCGGCGGCGGUGGCGGCGAGUCGCGGCAGCAGCCGAACACAUUAUGCACCGCGGGUGACGAGUUGUUCUUGGAGGACAUCAGCGGCCGCGUGCGGCUCGAAGGUGUCCCUGCGAACCUGUUUUGCACCGGCAUCGUUCUGGGUGUUGAGGGCUCACUGCGCGAGAAUGGUGUCCUCGCGGUGCACCGAUACGCCAUGACGGACGCGCGGGAGAUGUACGUGCCGCGAACGUUGCGCAGCGUCUCUCGGCUGCCGCCGUGCUACGUGGCAGUGGUGUGCGGCCUCGCGCUUGGUUGCCCGCAGCAGGAGCAGCAGGACCCCGAUGUGGCACGCGGCCGCACAAUGGCAGAGCUGCUUGUUGACUACCUUAGCGGCAACGUUGGCGACGCUGCCGUAACGGCCCAAGCGGCACGCAUCGCCCGCCUCGUGAUCGCCGGUAACAGCAUCGCCCCCACUGACGAGCUGCGACUGAAGAAAAAGGUGAAGCUGGACCCCUCCGAUCAUGUGCGGCUCGGCGACGACCGGCAGGGCGACGGCGUGGUCACGUCCGCGAUGCUCAUGCGCGAGUUAGACGCCGUCCUUGCCCGCAUGGCCGACACGAUUGAGAUUGAUCUCAUGCCGGGGGACCAGGACAUGUCAAACGCAUUUCAGCCGCAGCAGCCGCUACACCCGCUGCUGCUGCCGGAGUCGUCACGCCGCUCCUCCCUCAAGCUGGUGACAAACCCACAUGAGUUCAGCGUAUUCCCCGGCGAUGCCGACGACAACGGUAUUAGCAAUGACAAUGGUAAACCACCAGGAACAUCUGGUGUGAGUAAGACAAGAGAGGGUGGCACGACGUUCUUUGUUUCCUCCGGCAAUGGCCUCAACGACGUUAUUCGUGAGACGAGAUACUCUAACCGCCUCGAUGCCCUGUCGAUGCUGCUGCACUGCGGCUGUGCCUGUCCGACAGCCCCCAACACGCUCUUCAGCUACCCGUUCAAGGAGACCGACCCGUUCGUCUUCACGCGCACCCCGCACUGCUGCAUCUACUGCGACCAGCCAGAAAUGCAGUCGCGCUGGGAGCCGCUCGCGCCAUUUGUGCCAACCAGUGACGGCGCUGCGGACGAGGAGGAGGAGUUGUCAGCAGCAGCAGCAGCAGCCAAGGACGGGGCGGGGGUGCGGCUCAUCUGUGUUCCACCAUUUGCCAAGACGGGCGUAUUGGUGCUGGUGGACGUAAAUUCGCCACAGCUUGACACUACGGUCGUGAAAUUUGUCUCCGCCUCGCAUACAGUGGUGUGA